Messenger RNA from Dicentrarchus labrax (European seabass), 1460 nucleotides. Its product is annotated as peroxiredoxin-like 2A. The record is from RefSeq and is a predicted model, not a curated record. NCBI's taxonomy places the organism in Eukaryota, Metazoa, Chordata, Actinopteri, Moronidae. The transcript has 7 exons.
GUUCUCCCCAGUUGUAAAAGGCCAGAUCACAAAUGCAUUUGGGUUAUUUACUGUUUGACACUGGAUGAGCUAAAACCCAGGGGAAAAAAGUAUUGCUUCGCAUUUUUGGAAACGGACAAAAUCAGAGGGUCAGACUUUUUCAACGGCCCGAUGCUGGCUCUGUCCAGGUCUUCGACAGCUUUGAGGUGGAGGCUGUCCCUGCGCUGCUCUGCCCUCCCUCUGGGGAGCACUACCAUGAGCAGCGAGCCCUCCACCGCAACCUGGCCCCAGUUUCUAAGAACCCAGACUGCUCUGUUUCACCAAAGUAAAGCCAAAGCCAGUCCUGACCCAAACAAGCCCGCUUCAGUGUUGUCCGGGCUGGAGGGGGAACUGUUUGGGAUGGGGAUGUGGUCGUUGGGUCUGGGCGCUGUCGGAGCUGCGCUAGCCGGGAUCUUCCUGGCCAACACUGAUCUGUGUCUGCAGAAAACUGCCAACGCAUCGCUGGAGCACCUUGAAGAUACCGACCUGCGCUCCACCAUUGACAAUGACAAGGUCGUCAAAGCAAAGAGCCUGUGGGAGACGAACGGGGCUGUAGUCAUGGCCGUACGACGACCUGGAUGAUUUUUGUGCAGAGAGGAGGCCUCUGAGCUGUCCUCUCUGAAGCCCCAGCUGGAAGAGCUUGGGGUCCCUCUGGUCGCUGUGGUGAAGGAGAACAUCGGCACAGAGAUCCAGGACUUCAGACCGCACUUCGCUGGGGACGUCUACAUAGACGAACAGAAACGCUUCUACGGCCCGCUGCAGAGGAAGAUGGGGGGCCUGGGGUUCAUCCGCCUCGGAGUGUGGCAGAACUUCUUGCGGGCCUGGAGGUCCGGUUACCAGGGCAACAUGAACGGCGAGGGUUUCAUCCUGGGGGGAGUGUUUGUCAUCGGACCGGGAGACCAGGGGAUUCUCCUGGAACACCGUGAGAAGGAGUUUGGCGAUAAGGUGGAGAUUGCAGAUGUUUUAGAGGCCGUUAAGAAAAUUGUACCAGUGAAAUAAGUUUGUUUUUUUGUCCUAACAUCAAUGGCAAAAGGUAAAGGCAUUUAGAUCAAAACUAAAAUUAAGAAAAUAUAACUUGACACUGGAGUCAAAGUCCAUCCAUCACUGAAAUACUUAUAUUGUAAUGACACUUGAGUCUGUUUGCGUUGUAUAAUAACAAUGUUGCACAUUAAUUUACUGUUGGUUUACGAAAUUCUUGAUGUGAAAUACAGGAUUUAUGAAUGACUACUCCUCUUUACCUCUAAAGAAAUUCAGAAGCUUUUUUGUGUUUAGACGGGUAUUAAAAAUAGGUAGAAAGGGACUUUUUAUUCAGGUACGUCAACCAUUAAUUUUAAGAUCACUUGAAUUCUUUCCUUUAGAGAGGAACAUAAUUUAAUCUGCUGGAUUACACAUUUUAUUAAUUAUUACUCUGUCAGUGGUACGUUUUUAGUAACGUUAUCUCU